Molecule: messenger RNA, 538 nt
Organism: Hyaloscypha bicolor E
Lineage: Eukaryota; Fungi; Ascomycota; Leotiomycetes; Helotiales; Hyaloscyphaceae
Exons: 2
Source: RefSeq, a predicted model, not a curated record
AUAGAAGAAGCGGUAAUGAAGCAUGUUCUGAGAUAUGUCAACGUUUACCAGGAGGAAAUUAUCGACUUUCUUAAUGAGGAAUUCGGCAUUAAACCUCACCAAACGACGAUCUCGCGUCUUUUGAAGAGAUUAGAGAUUAUACAUAAGAAAAUCAAGGCGGUGGCGGCGGAGCAAAACCAGGAGCUUCUUGAAGCAGAUCAGAUCGUUACCGUGGACGAAUUAGCUUUUAAUGAGCAUACGGGGCAUAGGAAAUAUGGAUGGGUACCUCAGGGCUUACCUGCGGAGAUAAAGAUACUCUUGAAGCGAUCUCCUAAGUAGUCCCUUUUACCAGCAUAUAUGAUUAAUGGGUACCUUGAUCCUUUGGUUUAUUAAGGCAAUAUUAUAGCCGAGAUUUUUGAAGAUUAGAUGGAAAAUAGGGUGCUCUCGCAGUAUAAUCCAUGGCCGGGCAAAAAUUCGAUUAUUAUAAUGGAUAACUGUGGUAUAUACCGGAGUCAGAGGAUACUUGAUAUGUGCCGGGUACGGGGUAUUUGGAUAUGCU